Molecule: messenger RNA, 2210 nt
Organism: Arachis duranensis
Lineage: Eukaryota; Viridiplantae; Streptophyta; Magnoliopsida; Fabales; Fabaceae
Product: protein KINESIN LIGHT CHAIN-RELATED 2
Molecular function (GO): protein binding
Source: RefSeq, a predicted model, not a curated record
AUCAAUGGAGGGUUUUGCAAAGGUUUAACACUGUCAACCAAAAAACACAGCACAAAGCGAUUUGAUUCACCAUCAACAGAAAACAUGAGAAAGGUCUCGAAUUCAAUCGCGUUCUUCUCUCUUCUCACUCGUCGCAGAUCAACUUCCUUCUCUUCUUCUCUCGUUCCCAAAACACGCACUUCAAAUUCACUCUUUAACAGCAACCAAUGCACGAAAUCCCACCAAUUUCUCGCCGGAAAAAACGAUUUUGUCGCCAUCCCAUUUCGAAACACGAGCACUCUCGUCGAGAGGACCUCUCAGGUGCCCUCAAGGCAGCGAAAAAGCAUGGAAAAAUCGAACCUUGAAGAGGCUUUUGAGUCAGCAGAGACCUCAUCGGAAAUGGUGAAAAUUUUCAACCAAAUGGAACGUGUUUUUGAAGAGAGAGAGCUUGGUUUGGCUUCUUUGAAGAUUGGUCUAAAACUUGAACAAGAAGGUGAGGACCCUGAAAAAGCUCUUUCUUUUGCUCAUAGGGCAUUAAAGGCUUUGGAUAGUGAUGAUAGUGAUAACAAACCUAAAUUGACUGUUGCAAUGGCAUUGCAGUUGUUGGGGUCUGUUAAUUUUGGAUUGAAAAGGUUUGCUGAUAGUUUAGGGUACCUUAACAGGGCUAAUAGGGUUUUGGGUAGGUUGCAAGUUGAGGGUUUUGCUAGUGUUGACGAUGUUAGGGAAUGCCAUGGGGAGGAGGGAGGAGGCACUUGAGAAUCUUAGGAAGUGUUUGGAGAUUAAGGAGGAUACUUUUGAGGAAGAUGCAGUGGAAUUGGGGAAGGCGAAUCGCGAAAUGGCGGAGGCUUAUGUUGCGGUUUUGAACUUCAAGGAGGCACUGCAGUAUUGUACGAAGGCGCUGGAGAUACAUGAGAAGCACUUGGGGAGGAAUUCGGUUGAGGUUGCACGCGAUAGGAAGCUUCUUGGGAUUAUUUAUAGUGGGUUGGAUGAGCACGAGAAGGCGCUGGAGCAGAAUGUCUGGGCGCAGAGGGUUUUGAAGAAUUGGAACCUUAAUGAUGAUUUGUUGCGCGCUGAGAUUGAUGCUGCGAAUAUGAUGAUUGCUUUGGGGAGGUAUGAUGAGGCCGUCGGUGCCUUGACGAAUGUUGUGCAGCAGACGGACAAGGACAGUGAGACCAGAGCACUUGUGCUCUUGUCGAUGGCAAAGGCGUUAUGCAAUCAGGAGAAGUUCACAGACUGCAAGAAAUGUUUGGAGAUUUGUCUUGGGAUUCUUGACAAAAGAGAAAGGAUAUCUCCUGUGGAAGUUGCUGAGGCAUACUCGGAGAUAUCAAUGCUGUAUGAAACCAUGAACCAGUUUGAAACAGCGAUUUCCUUGCUGAAGAGGGCACUUGCUUUGCUCGAGAAGCUCCCACAAGAGCAGCACUCUGAGGGAAGUAUCUCCGCCAGAAUAGGGUGGUUACUCUUGCUGACUGGUAAGGUGGAGCAGGCUAUUCCUUGUUUGGAAAGUGCUGCUGAAAGAUUGAAAGACAGCUUUGGUCCAAAGCAUUUUGGAGUCGGUUAUAUUUACAACAAUUUGGGAGCAGCAUAUUUAGAGUUGGAUAGACCCCAGUCUGCUGCACAGAUGUUUGCAGUUGCGAAGGACAUCAUGGAUGUAGCCCUUGGUCCGCACCAUGUAGAUGCAAUUGAAGCAUGCCAGAACCUCUCAAAGGCUUAUGGUGAGAUGGGAAGCUAUGGCAUUGCAAUCGAAUUUCAACAGCAAGUUAUUGAUGCGUGGGAAAACCACGGAGCAAGUGCAGAAGAAGAACUUCGGGAAGCCCACCGGCUUCUUGAGCAACUAAAGAGAAAAGCGCGAGGCGCAUCUGUCACCGAGUCUCCUACGAAGGCUUUGCCCUUACCUCAUUCUCCGGCUGCUUCCAGGAGCUCCCAAUCUGGAAUGCCAUUACAUCGAUCCGGGAAAGCAUAGCAGACUUCAUGUUUUUACAUUGCCACUGCAUAUGCCAAGGAGUUUCUAUAGGAUUGGUAUUUAGAAACUCAUUGCUGGUUUUGAAGUUUUCUUACAGGUUUUAUAGGUAAUUACUGUAACUUAGCUGUAGUCAUAUCUUGAUCAUUUUAUUCAGAAUUCUUUUUUAUUUUUUUCCUUCAAAUAAUAUAAUAACAAUACUACUUCCGUUAUUUGUUUGUGUCCCUUAUUAUUUGCUAGCAAGCACCAAUAUAUCUUUGUGCUUUCUUCAUAA